This is a messenger RNA of Eruca vesicaria subsp. sativa (arugula), 2093 nucleotides long. Lineage: Eukaryota; Viridiplantae; Streptophyta; Magnoliopsida; Brassicales; Brassicaceae. The record is from the annotation of a GenBank genome assembly.
AAACGUUCAAAUAAAAAACAGGAAAAGAAAAACAUACUGAGCAGAUUCAACCUUAAUUUUGCAUCGGUUGCAAAACAAAGGUAUAUAGGAACUGCUUGAUGGAAAAAGAAACAAAAAUGAGUUCCGAGGUCCAUGUAGUGAAAGGUACACCUGAGGAUGUAAAGACGGUCGACGUUUCUGUUAAGGAUGUGAAGGGAGAAAUGACCAAGGAAGAUAAAGUAAUUGAGAAAGAAGAGGAGGAUACAACAUUUGAUGGUGGAUUCAUAAAAGUUGAAAAAGAAGGGACUGACACUAAGGAUGGUGAGAAACCAGAGAAGCAAGUUCCUAUUGAAAGAAGCUCAAGCAGUUCACAAAGAGAGCUAUAUGAAUUGCAAGAAAAGGUGAAAGCACUGGAGCUGGAACUUGAGAAGAAUAAAACUUCUGAAACCCGGUCUGAAGAAGAGUUAUUGGCUAUUAAAGAUCUUAAGGGUAAAGUCUUUGAACAGGAAAGCAUUAAUCUAAAGCUAAGGGGAGAACUCAAAAAGAAAGAGAGGGAACUUGAGAAGCAAGCAAGAGAAGUAGAUGAAGCUAACAAAAGAAGCACAGAGAUUAAAGAUUUGCAUAGACACUCAGAUCUCAGCAUUCAGAAGGCGAUGAAGGACCUCAAUAUCAUAGAUACAGAGGCCAAGUCAUUAACUGAGAAAACUAAACAUCUGGAGGCGAGAAUAAGAUUAUAUGAAGACAAGUUGGCUGAAGCAUCUGAAGAUCUUUAUCAAUCAUCCUUGGAGAAUGAUUUACUAUCAGAUACAAACAAUCAACUCAAGAUCAAGAUUCAAGAACUUGAAGGCUCUCUGUAUGCUGAGAAGGAGAGGUUUGAUCAGAGAGACAUAGAAGCUAAAGACUUGGCUACAAAGUUACAGUCCCAUGAAAACCUAAUUGAGGAACAUAAAAAGAAAGUUCAAGAAGUAUCUGAAGUUGCUGAUACUAGAAAAAUGGAUCUUGAAGAGGCUCUACUGAAACUCAAGACUUUUGAAGAUACAAUCAAAGAUCUUGAGAAAGAAAAUGGAUCUUUAGCCGAAGUGAAUCUAAAGCUGAACCAGGAGCUAGCCAAUCAAGGGUCAGAGACCAGUGGUUUUCAAGCAAUGUUAUCUGCUUUAGAAGCUGAGAAAGACCAAACAGCAAAGGAGCUUCAGGCUUCAAAGGCAGCUGUGGAAAAAUUAACAAACAAGCUUACUUCUGAAAGAGAAAAAUUAGGAUCACAGGUUAAAUCCCUUGCAGAAGAGAAUAGCCAAGUCAAUGAGAUAUAUCAGAGCACAAAGAAUGAGCUCAUAAAUAUUCAAGAACAUAUCGGAGUAGAGAAGACUAAAUUGGAUGCUAUGGCAUCAGAAAUCAAGAAACUCACUUCUGUGGCUUCUGAAAAGUCAGUGUUGGAGUCCAAGUUUGAUGAAGUAGAAAAGCAAUUGAAAAACGCUGAAGCUCAGCUGAAAGAAGAGGUGGGAAAAGUUGCAGAACUGACCUCAAAACUGCAUGAGCAUGAACUUAAGGCAAGUGACCAAGAUUCGGUGGACGAGCAAGCAAUGAAGCUUCAUAAAUCAAACUUGCAGGAAACUGAGACUAUGGGGAAAGGAGAAGUAGAAGUUAAGUCUCGAGAUAUUGAUUUCUCUUUUCCAACUCCAAAGCAACGUAAGAGCAAGGAGGAGUCUGAUGCUUCUACUUCUUCUUCAGGAAACGUUACAACAACACAGAAAGCUGAAUCAUCUGAUCUCAUGACAUUGAAGAUUAUUCUCGGAGUGGCUCUUGUGUCUGUCAUUAUAGGUAUCAUCCUUGGAAAAAAGUAUUGAAGAUUCUUACUUGUGUCACUGAUUUUAAAUUUGAAAGAUUUUUUUGUUGUGGGGGGGUUUGGUGUGUUUGAUUGUUUUUAAGCCAAUGGCUCUUGUUUUUGUCAUCCUUUUUAUUAUUUCUGUUUCUGAAAAAAAAUUGUAUCACUUCUGAUCUCAUGACAUUAAAGAUUGUCCUCAGAGUGGCUGUUGUGUCUGUCUUUACUGGUAUCAUUCUUGCUAAAAAGUAUUGAGUUUCUUCAAUGGUGUCAUUGUUUUUUCAUAAAUGUAUGAAAG